AUGAUGAAUAGGAAGUACUCCAAGAGAGUAGGAGGAAUCAACUCCUUCUACACCAAGGGGAAGAAACGAAUCGGAGGGAAGUUUCAGGACAGGCCUUUUGCCAGUGGGCACGGGGCUUUGGUUAGAAGUGCCAAGGCGAGCAACUUCAGGAAAAGACGAACGAUAAAGUACCGAACAACCACCAAGAGGAGAAAUCACUUCUUUAAGAAGACGCAGAAUUUGCAUGACAAGAUAGGGAAGCUCACGUCCAAGGAUCUGGACGACGAAUUGGACAGCUACAUGGGCUCGAGCAAUGUGAAGUCCCGACUAGACAACGACUUAGAGUCCUAUUUUAAAAACAACGAAAUGUUGCAGGUGGAUGGAAAUAAGGGGUUCAACAAGGUGGCCGAGUAGGCACCAUGGAGGAGGGGAAAAAGCAGAGAAGCACACCCCCCCAUCGUAGGAAUACGUAAAAAUAUUUUUUUGCAUUAACGGGAACUGCUUAGCCAUCUGUUAUCGACGGAUUGGUGGCCCUACUAUAACUCAUUUUGGAGCAAAACUGCAGGGACCAAUUUGGAGCUUCCAGAAUGUUACAGUGGAGUGUUCUCACCCCUUCUUCAGCGUGCAGAUUCGUUUGAGGAUCAAGUAGAGGUAUGCGCACGCGUAGGCACCCCCAAACGUGAGUAUACUGCCAUGUGUAUGCCCCUUUUAUAACUGCCUUUUACCAUUUUAAGCAGUCCACCCACCCUUGCACGCGCCAUUUCGCCUUGGCAGAGAUCUCUCCAUGCCAAUCGUUCCUCGAACACACUGCGAAGUAUUUUGUGUUUCUUUUUGAGUCUCUUUAUGAGUCCUUUUUGCGUCACCUUUUGGGCCUCCUUUUGCGCCCCUUUUUGCUCUUUUUUUUUCCAUUUUUUAAUUAAUUUUUGCGUGCUUUUUAUUUUCAACAAAUUGUGGGGCAGAGAAACCACCUACCCCCCCCAUAAGAGUGGCCAACACUUUUAAUGCGCCAGCAGCUGCAGUUUAAACGUUGUACACACGUGCUUGCCUCAGCAUGCACAAGGUCGGG
This is a messenger RNA of Plasmodium vivax (malaria parasite P. vivax), 1045 nucleotides long. RefSeq lists its product as hypothetical. Lineage: Eukaryota; Apicomplexa; Aconoidasida; Haemosporida; Plasmodiidae. The coding region runs from base 1 to 393 and encodes 130 amino acids. The transcript is spliced from 3 exons. The record is from RefSeq and is a predicted model, not a curated record.